UCCACUCAGAUUCUAAGUCCUAAAACCCUAAAUUUGAACCCACGGAAGCUCAUCCAAUGGAGUCGCUGACGGCGAUCGCCGCAACGGUCUCCACGCCGUCCACCAGCCGCCGCAUUGAGAUCUUCCGCCACCGGAUUCCGCCACUUCUCGACAAUUUAGACUCUUUGCAGAUGACUGCUGAGCUUGUGUCAAUAUUGGUUGAUUUAAUUUUCCAAACAUUACCCAUCUAUGAUGACCAUGGAUCAAGGAAAGCUGUGGACGAAGUUAUUAUUAAAGCUUUGACUAAAGACUUAUUUAUGAAAAGUUUUGCAGCAACCCUUGUACAGGCCAUGGAAAGGCAUUCAAAGUUCCAAUCACUGACAGGAGGUUACAGGCUUCUAAAGUGGUCUUGUAUACUCUUAAUUCAUAGUCAGUUUGCUACCUUAUCAAAGAAUGGAUUGUCUAGGGUAGCCCAAGCUCAGGCAUUGGUACUUCAUAUGGUCAUGCAAGGACCAUUUGGUGUGAGAAGGGCUUGCAGGAAAACCUGCUUUCAUUUAUUUACUAAGUCACCAAGCAUAUAUAAAGCGUACAUAGAGGAAUUGAAAGAUGGAAGGAUUCCAUACAAAGAUAGUCCUGCGUUAUUAUAUUUGAUGCUUGACUAUGCUAAUUCAUAUCCUUCUUCAUUUGAUAAACUAAAGGACUUGUUUCUCGACUUAUAUGUUACAUCAGUUCUUAAUGCAAGGGAUAAGCCCACAAAGGGCCUCAGUGAGGCUUUUCUUCCAUUAUUUACUCAUAUGUCGCAUGAAGAUUUUAAGAACACCAUACUCCCAUCUUCUCUUAAGAUGUUGAAACGAAACCCAGAACUUGUUCUUGAAUCAGUUGGAGUUCUUUUGCAAUCCGUCAACCUCGACUUGAGUAAAUAUGUAACUGAAACUCUCCCAGUGGUACUAACACAGGCUAGGCAUGCAGAUGAAGGAAGACGACUUGUUUCUUUGAGCAUAGUUAGGUGCUUGAGCCAGAAGUCAAGCAGUCCAGAUGCUAUAGAAGCUAUGUUUACUGCUAUCAAAGCUAUAUUGGGAGGUUCGGAAGGUCGUCUUACAUUUCCAUACCAGAGAGUUGGCAUGGUUAAUGCACUUAGAGAAGUUUCAGCUGCUCCUGAAGGAAAAUAUUUUAGCAGCUUGUUUCCAACAGUGUGCAGCUAUUUGUUGUCAUGCUACAAGGAAGAUGGAAAUGAAGAAGUAAAGCUUGCAAUUUUGUCUUGCUUGGCAUCCUGGGCUGUUAAAUCAGGGGAUGCUAUUCCCCCAGAGUUAGUUACCUUCUUUGUUUCUGGACUCAAAGAGAAGGAAACACUGAGAAGAGGUUACCUUCGCUGUUUGCGAUUAGUAUGUAGAAAUGCUGAAGCUGUUAUCCAGAUGUCAUCCCUAUUGCUGCCUCUUCUCCAACUAGUCAAGACUGGUUUUACUAAAGCUGCCCAGAGAUUGGAUGGCAUUUUUGCACUUUUUUGUGUGGUGAAAAUUGCUGCUGUUGAUGUAAAAGCAGAUGAAACAAUAUCGAGGGAGAAAAUCUGGCAAUUGAUAGCGCAGAAUGAGCCAACAAUUAUUCCAAUUUCCUUGGCAUCAAAAUUGCCAGUUGAGGACUUAGCGGCGUGCAUUGACCUUGUUGAGGUUCUACUUGUUGAUUACUCCCAGAGGCUAUUGGAUUCUUUUUCUACCAAGGGAUUCAUACAGCUUAUAUUAUUUUUGCUGUGCCAUCCGAAUUGGGAAAUAAGGAAAGCAGCCUAUGGCACUUCGAGGAAGAUUCUUGGUGCAUCUAAUGUAUUAGCUGAAGCUAUUUUACCCGAAUUUUUGAGUUAUCUCUCUGUUGUUGGAGAAAAGGCUAUUAAUCUUAAGAUGAGUGAUGCAGAAAAUGUGACAGACUCUCAAGUUCCUUUCCUUCCAUCAGUUGAAGUAUUGGUUAAGGCGUUAGUUGUAAUAGCACCUGUGGUUUCUGCUAGAGGCCCAGAUGCCUGUGUGCAGCUAUUGCUUUGCGUACAUCACCCUUGCAUCAUUGGCCCAGUUUGGAGGAGGGUGCAUAAGUGUUUGCAGAAGUCGGGAAUUGAUGUGAUUGGUCUUAUUACUGCCGAUGUUGUUAAGUUAUGCAAGGGACUAUUAGGCUCAAAUGGAUUGUUGAGUUUUAGCUACAUGGAGCAAGAAGCGGCUUUAAACUCCUUGUCCACGCUGAUGUCUAUUAUACCAGCAGAUACUUAUGCACAAUUUGCUAAGUACUUUGCUGAUCUCCCAGAUCGUGUUGCGCAUGACGCACUCUCAGAAGUUGAUAUUCAGAUCUUCCGAACUCCUGAGGGAGUGCUUUCUACUGAACAAGGCGUUUAUAUUGCGGAGUCUGUUGCCUCCAAGAAUGUGAAGCAAGCAAAAGGACGUUUCCGCAUUUAUGAUAAGGAUGAUGACCUGGAUCAAGUUAGCUCUAAUAACUCAGUUGUUAGUUCGAAUCAAUCUCUAAGACGAGAUGUGCCCAAUGCCGUGUCUGGGAAAAAAGAUGCUCCAAAAUCAAUGAAAAAAUCUGAGAAGACAAAAACCUCUAAAGAAGAAGCCCGUGAAUUGCAGCUUAAGGAAGAGGGUCAUAUUCGUGACAAGGUCAUGUCAAUUCAACACAACAUUUCAUUGAUGCUCAAAGCUUUGGGAGAAAUGGCAAUCGCUAAUCCUAUAUUCACUCACAGUCAGCUUCCUUCUUCGGUCAAGUUUGUCAGUCCUUUCCUUAGGUCACCAAUUGUAGGUGAUGCUGCCUUUGAGACACUAGUGAAACUUUCGAAAUGCACUAUUGAUCCUCUUUGCAAUUGGUCUCUUGAAAUUGCAACUGCAUUACGACUGACUGCUACUGAAGAAACUAGUAUCUUGUGGGACUUAUUUCCAUCUAUUCGUGACGGGGAGCAUGAUGGAACUCCAUCACUUGGCCUUUUUGAACGUUUAGUCAGUGGCUUAACCACCUCCUGCAAAUCUGGGCCUCUUCCAGUUGAUUCGUUUACAUUUAUUUUCCCGGUAAUUGAGAGGAUACUUUUGUCUCCAAAGAAGACAGGUCUUCAUGAUGAUGUUCUCCAGAUUCUCUUCUUGCACAUAGAUCCUAUGUUGCCACUACCAAGGAUUAGAAUGCUAUCAGUUCUUUACCAUGUUCUAGGUGUUGUCCCUGCUUACCAAUCGUCUAUUAGCCCAGCUUUGAAUGAAUUGUGCCUUGGUCUACAUCCUGAUGAAGUAGCACCCGCUUUGUCUGGUGUUUAUGCCAAAGAUAUUCAUGUCAGAAUGGCCUGCUUAAAUGCUGUAAAGUGCAUUCCGGCUGUCUCCAAUUGUUCAAUUCCUCAAAAUGUUGAGGUUGCGACCAGCAUAUGGCUUGCUUUGCACGACUCCGAUAAGUCGGUUGCAGAAGCUGCGGAAGAUGUGUGGGAUUGUUACCGCAAUGAAUUUGGUACAGAUUACUCUGUACUUUUUGGUGCACUUUCACAUGUUAAUUACAAUGUUAGAGUUGCUGCGGCGGAGGCCCUUGCUGCUGCUUUGGAUGAAAAGCCUGAUACGAUACAGGAAUCUCUGUCAACCUUGUUUUCUUUAUACCUCCGUGAUGCUGGAUUUGGUGGGGAGAGCACUACCACUGGUUGGCUAGGUAGACAAGGGAUAGCCCUGGCAUUACACAGUGUGGCAGAUGUCCUCCGAACCAAAGAUCUUCCUGUUGUGAUGACUUUUCUGAUAUCUCGAGCCUUGGCUGAUCCCAAUAUUGAUGUUCGUGGAAGAAUGGUUGAUGCUGGAAUUUUGAUUAUUGACAAGCAUGGCCAAGAUAACGUUUCCUUGUUGUUUCCCAUCUUUGAGAAUUUCCUGAACAAGAAGGCACCAGAUGAGGAGAAAUAUGACUUGGUACGUGAAGGUGUGGUUAUAUUCACAGGAGCACUGGCAAAACACUUGUCGAAGGAUGAUCCGAAAGUUCAUGCUGUUGUGGAGAAGCUGUUGGAUGUAUUGGACACACCUUCUGAGUCUGUGCAACGCGCAGUCUCCUCUUGCCUUGCACCUUUAAUGCAAUCAAAGCAGGAAGAAGCAGGGGCUCUUAUUUCCAGACUGCUUGUUAAGCUGAUGAAGAGUGACAAAUAUGGUGAGCGCCGGGGAGCAGCAUUUGGACUUGCUGGAGUAGUUAAAGGAUUUAGAAUAUCAUGUCUGAAGAAGUAUAAUGUUAUGACAGCCUUACGUGAUGGUCUUUCUGACAGAAACUCUGCUAAAAGCAGAGAGGGGGCUUUACUUGCUUUUGAAUGUUUCUGUGACAAGCUUGGGAGAGUAUUUGAGCCGUAUGUGAUUCAAAUGUUACCCCUGCUCCUGGUAUCGUUCUCUGAUCCAGUUAUUGCCGUGCGAGAUGCUGCUGAGGGUGCAGCCCGUGCAAUGAUGUCUCGACUUAGUGCUCAAGGAGUCAAACUUGUUUUACCAUCGCUUUUAAAGGGCCUUGAAGAUAAAGCCUGGAGAACAAAGCAAAGCAGUGUACAGCUACUAGGUGCUAUGGCGUACUGUGCUCCACAGCAACUGUCUCAAUGUCUGCCCAAGAUUGUGCCAAAGUUGACUGAGGUUCUAACAGAUACUCACCCCAAAGUCCAAUCAGCUGGACAAACUGCUCUCCGGCAGGUUGGAGAAGUGAUUAAGAAUCCGGAAAUAGCAGCUCUUGUCCCCACUCUUAUGAUGGGCCUCACAGAUCCUAAUGAUUAUACAAAAUAUUCACUUGAUAUCCUUCUGCAGACUACCUUCAUUAAUACUAUAGAUGCUCCUUCUCUUGCAUUAUUGGUGCCCAUUGUCCAUAGAGGGCUUAGGGAGAGAGGUGCAGAGACCAAAAAGAAAGCUGCUCAAAUCGCUGGAAACAUGUGUUCUUUAGUUACAGAGCCAAAGGAUAUGAUUCCUUACAUAGGCUUACUUCUACCUGAAGUGAAAAAGGUCCUGGUUGAUCCAAUCCCUGAAGUUAGAGCAGUUGCCGCCAGAGCCAUUGGUUCUCUCAUAAGAGGAAUGGGAGAAGAUAACUUCCCAGACCUUGUUCCUUGGUUAUUAGACACCCUGAAGUCUGAUGGUAGCAAUGUUGAGCGGUCAGGAGCAGCUCAAGGGCUGAGUGAGGUAUUGGCAGCACUUGGGACACAGUAUUUUGAGGCCUUACUUCCUGAUGUUAUUCGGAAUUGUUCUCAUCCAAAAGCUCCAGUUCGUGAUGGUUACUUAACACUAUUCAAGUAUCUGCCAAGAUCUUUAGGUGUUCAGUUUCAGAAGUACUUGCAACAGGUUUUACCUGCUAUUCUUGAUGGCCUUGCUGAUGAGAACGAGUCAGUACGAGAAGCAGCUCUCAGUGCUGGGCAUGUCCUGGUUGAACAUUAUGCAACUACGUCUCUGCCUCUGCUCCUUCCUGCAGUAGAGGAUGGCAUAUUCAAUGAUAGUUGGCGUAUUCGCCAGAGUUCUGUGGAAUUAUUGGGCGAUCUUUUGUUUAAGGUUGCUGGAACCUCUGGGAAAGCCCUUUUGGAAGGCGGCAGUGAUGAUGAAGGUUCUAGCACUGAAGCUCAUGGACGGGCUAUUAUUGAAGUACUUGGAAAAGAUAAACGUAAUGAAGUUCUUGCUGCAUUAUAUAUGGUUCGCACAGAUGUCAGCUUAGUUGUACGGCAGGCUGCACUGCAUGUCUGGAAAACCAUAGUUGCAAAUACUCCAAAAACCCUCAAGGAAAUAAUGCCAGUUUUAAUGAACACACUAAUCGCUUCUCUGGCUUCAUCAUCUUCAGAGAGGCGACAGGUUGCUGGAAGGUCAUUGGGCGAGCUUGUCAGAAAGCUUGGUGAAAGAGUGCUUCCCCUAAUUAUUCCUAUUUUAUCUGAAGGUCUCAGCGAUCCUAAUCCUAGUAGAAGACAAGGUGUAUGUAUUGGUCUAAGUGAAGUGAUGGCCAGCGCUGGUAAGAGUCAGUUGCUGACUUUCAUGGAUGAACUCAUCCCAACGAUCCGGACUGCUCUUUGUGACAGCACACAUGAGGUUCGGGAGUCUGCAGGAACUGCAUUCAGUACCCUGUACAAGAGUGCUGGUUUGCAGGCUAUUGAUGAAAUAGUUCCUACACUUCUUCAUGCGUUGGAAGAUGAAAAAACGUCUGAUACUGCUCUUGAUGGCCUAAAACAAAUCUUGAGUGUCAGGACCACUGCUGUGCUGCCUCAUAUACUACCAAAGCUUGUUCACCUUCCACUAUCCGCAUUCAAUGCCCAUGCUUUAGGAGCUCUAGCGGAGGUUGCGGGGCCUGGUCUUGAUUUCCAUCUUGGUACAAUACUGCCUGCUUUACUUGCAGCAAUGAGUGAUAGUGAUGAGGAUGUCCAGAAGUUGGCGAAAAAGGCAGCAGAAACAGUUGUCUUGGUUAUAGAUGAGGAAGGCAUCGAGUCUUUGAUUUCAGAGCUUCUGAAAGGCACUUCUGAUAAUCAGGGCUCAAUAAGAAGAAGUUCGUCAUAUCUGAUUGGAUAUUUCUUCCAAAAUAGCAAAUUGUAUCUGGCUGAUGAAGCACCAAACAUGAUAUCUACCUUGAUAGUUUUGCUUAGUGAUCCAGAUUCAGCUACAGUUGCGGCUGCUUGGGAAGCAUUGUUGAGGGUUGUAGGCUCGGUGCCUAAAGAGGUUCUUCCUUCGUAUAUGAAGCUGGUUCGCGAUGCAAUCUCUACAGCUAGGGACAAAGAACGCAGGAAAAAGAGAGGAGGACCAGUUCUGAUACCUGGAUUCUGUCUUCCUAAGGCACUUCAACCUGUGUUACCCAUCUUUCUUCAGGGUCUCAUAAGUGGAUCUGCUGAAUUAAGAGAACAAGCAGCAUUGGGUCUUGGAGAAUUGAUAGAAGUCACAAGUGAAAAGGCCCUGCGUGAAUUUGUUAUUCCAAUUACAGGUCCACUGAUUCGCAUUAUAGGAGACCGUUUUCCAUGGCAAGUGAAAAGUGCUAUUUUAUCAACUUUGACCAUCAUGAUACAAAAAGGUGGAAUGGCUCUAAAGCCUUUCCUUCCCCAACUUCAAACUACUUUUGUUAAAUGCCUACAAGACAAUACAAGGACUAUUCGUUCAAGUGCUGCAGUUGCCCUAGGAAAGCUUAGUGCUCUCAGUACAAGGAUUGAUCCAUUAGUUGGUGAUCUUUUGUCUGGUCUUCAGGCAUCAGAUCCUGCAGUCAAGGAGGCAAUAUUAACAGCUUUGGAUGGUGUUAUUAAGAAUGCUGGAAAAAGUUUGAGUAGUGCUGUUAUAUCUCGUCUCCACUCUCAGAUUAAGGAUAUGUUAUACAGUGAAGAUGAUCAAAUACGAAGCCCAGCAGCUGGUAUUUUGGGAUAUUUAUUGCAGUACUUGGAAGGCGCUCAAGUUUCUGAAACACUUGUGGAAGUAGUAGAUUCCUCCUCGUCGUCAACAUGGACAACAAGACAUGGAUCAACUCUAGCCAUAUCAUCCAUGCUUAGAUAUAAUGCUGCCAUAAUUUGUGCUUCUCCAUUGUUUACAGACAUAGUUGAUGCUCUGAAAAGUUCAUUGAAGGAUGAUAAGUUCCCUGUUCGUGAAUCAUCAGUUCGAGCUUUCGGAAGACUUCUACUACAUCAGAACCAGAACGAUCCUUCAAACAGUUCUGCACAUUUGGCAUCAAUGAGCUAUUUAGUGUUGGCAAUCCAAGAUGACUCAAGUGAAGUGAGAAGACGGGCCUUGAGUUCUUUGAAGAAAGUGGCCAAAGCUAAUCCACAGGGGAUCAUACUUCAUGUUUCCUUAUUUGGACCUGCGCUUGGUGAAUGUUUAAAGGAUAGCUCUACACCUGUUAGGCUAGCUGCAGAAAGAUGUGCACUACACUGCUUCCUACUGUCAAAGGGUACGGAAUAUGUUCAAGCUGCACAAAAAUAUAUUACCGGGUUGGAUGCUCGAAGAAUAGCAAAGCUUCCUGAACACAGUGAUGAUAGUGAAGAUGGUGAAGAUGAGAUUAACGGCUGAUUCACCCUUUUGAUGGCUAAUACGACUUGGCUGUUUAUCGGUGAUGUUUUGAAUCUCGAGGGGCAAAGAAUGCCAGAGGGGCUGGGCGAAAGCCGAUUUCCCCCAUGUCGUAUUUGAUGAGAGACGUCACACUAAUAUACACACCCAUUAGCAGCAUAUGUGGUAUACUUGUUCCCAAAUAGAUGUGUCAUUGCUUCUGUAACUUUUGUAGGCAUCCAUUUUGAAACUGGAAACUCUGAGUGAGCAUGCGUUUUUCUAUAUAAAAUUAUCUUUUUGAGUAAUAAAAAUUAUUGGGUUUUUUGUUUUA
Molecule: messenger RNA, 8241 nt
Organism: Salvia hispanica
Lineage: Eukaryota; Viridiplantae; Streptophyta; Magnoliopsida; Lamiales; Lamiaceae
Gene: ILA
Product: putative protein kinase regulator ILITHYIA
Biological process (GO): regulation of translation; cellular response to amino acid starvation
Cellular component (GO): cytosol
Molecular function (GO): protein kinase regulator activity; protein binding
Source: RefSeq, a predicted model, not a curated record